AUGUCCGAGUGCAUACAGUUUGAGGAGGUGCAUGAAGAAGACUCCGAUCUCUGCUACUUUCCCAAUUCGAAUGGAAGAAGCCGCAAACAGAGGAUUCACCAUGAAGGCGUUGUUUGCUCGUUACACAGCAGCAAUGCCAAGCGCAUUGUGGUGGCGCGAGGGUUGGCUGGAGCACGGACACUAGAGGUCCCCGCAGUCCGUCUCUUUGGCUGUGUGGAGGAGUAUAGUAGUGAUAGACACGAUCGACAGUAG
Baudoinia panamericana UAMH 10762 is the source of this 252-nucleotide messenger RNA. RefSeq lists its product as uncharacterized. The transcript has a single exon. Bases 1 to 252 code for a protein of 83 amino acids. NCBI's taxonomy places the organism in Eukaryota, Fungi, Ascomycota, Dothideomycetes, Mycosphaerellales, Teratosphaeriaceae. The record is from RefSeq and is a predicted model, not a curated record.